AUGGGCUUCCCAGCCGGGCUCCUGGUCCUGCUGUCUGUAGGGGCCCUGCUGUACCAGCCGAUAACCCACGGGGACUUGGCCAAGGAUGGUCAUUGCUUCCAGGUCCUCCCAGGUGAGGAGGGGGCCCUGAAUAUCGGCCAGCACUGGGGGGACGCCACCCCAGCAGCCACCAUCUUCAUCGACCUGAGCAAAGUGACCAGCGCCGCCUCCUCCUUCGACUUCCGCACGCUGGACCCCGAGGGGGUGAUCUUUUUCGGGGACAUGGGGGACCACAGCGACUGGUUCGUCCUGGGGCUGCGGCGGGGGAAAGCGGAGAUGCAGAUCAGCAAUGUCGUGACGAACAUCAGCGUGCGAGGCGGGCAGCGGCUGGACGACGGACAGUGGCACCGAAUGGUGGUGAUGAAUGAGGGGGACACUGUGCGGCUGGAGGUGGAUGGCGACGAGCUGCUGACCCUGGGCCACGUCUCGUACCCCAUCAUCCAGCGCCAGGCAUCCAAGAUGCGCCUCGCCAUGGGGGGGCUGCUGCUCCCGCCCUCGUACCUGCUGGCCCCGAUGAAGACGCCCAUGGACGGCUGCCUGCGGCGCUGGAUCUGGCUGAACCAGAGCACGACCUGGUGGGAGGGCACCCCCAUGCAGGCGAAGGCCAAGCCCUGCUUCAGCGCCCUGCGGCCCGGCAGCUUCUUCCCCGGGGGGGGGGCUGGCCAGCUUCCGCCCGGCAGGUACCCGGGGACCCCGGCGUCCGGGCGGCCUGACCUGGCUGGCGGUGCUGCGCCCCCCAACGGGAGCUGGGGGCUGGAGGUGGAGCUGGGGCUCCAGGCCCCCCAGCAGACGGGGCUGGUGUUGGCUGUGGGGGCCCCAGACGGGAGCCUGGCACUGAGCCUGGCCCUGCAGCCCACGGCCCUGGUGGUGUGCCUGGGUAACCGGACCCAGCUGCGGCUGCCUCUGCCAGAGGGGCCCUGCCUGGAUGCCCCCCUGCGCCUGCAGGUCUCCCACACCCAGCUGGCCCUGCAGCUGGGUGACCACGGGGAGGCCCUGCCCGGGCAGCCCUCCGACUUCCAGUGGCUGCAGGAGGCCUGGCUGGGCCAGGAGGGGCGGCUCUUCAUUGGCGGGCUGCCAGAGGGGGGUGAGACCCCCAGCCCUCAGGAGUGGGGGACCUUUCGGGGCUGCCUGCAGGGGAUCCGGGUGCAAGGCCACCAGCUGGACCUGGACUCAGCCCUGUUCAGGAGCAACACCAUAUGGGCCCACAGCUGCCCCGGCAGCCAUGAGAGGGCGAGAGGGGGGAGAUGAGCCGGGGG
Messenger RNA from Gopherus evgoodei (Goodes thornscrub tortoise), 1295 nucleotides. It is a transcript of the gene SHBG, whose product is annotated as sex hormone binding globulin. Lineage: Eukaryota; Metazoa; Chordata; Testudines; Testudinidae. Gene Ontology annotation, molecular function: steroid binding. The transcript has 8 exons. The coding region runs from base 1 to 1287 and encodes 428 amino acids. The record is from RefSeq and is a predicted model, not a curated record.